AACCGGGCCCAUUUUAAUAAAAUAAUCUAUUCGGGACCAAAAAUUCUAAAGCCCUAGAGCUUACCGAAUCGGGUCAAACUAGGCCGGGUUGGAUAAUCAGGCCGGGUCGAGCCGGCUCACUUGACACCGUACUUUCAAGUGGAAAUGAAACGUUUUUGGAAAAUGAAAAGGCAUUGUGCGGUAAAAGGCAUUGUAAAAUGACUAAAUUACCCUUUCAUUUUGAAAAGAGUAGCAUGACGUACUUGAAUUAUUCUACAAAGACAAGGGUCAAAUUGCCUUUUUGCCAAGGGCAGUCUGCUCGUUAACCAAAGAAAUGUUUAAUUAUUUAUUUCUACUCCCCCACUACACUCAAAGCAUAUUUCACUACUCUCAACUACAGGAAUUUUCUCUCAAGAGCAGCAGAAAAUUAAAGGUAAUUUGAUUCGAUAAGAUAAUAUGGGUGGAAGUGCAAUUUUAAGUGAUGAUUGGGAGUUUGCUACCAAUGAAGCUAGGACAGUCGUUUUAAUUGGACGAGCUGGAGAUGGAAAAAGUUCAACAGGCAAUACUAUUCUUGGAAGAAAGGUAUUUAGGUCGAUGCCUCAUUCUGCUGGUGUUACAACUACUUGUGAGGUCCAAAGGACCCAGUUGCCAAACGGCCAAAUACUAGAUGUGAUCGACACACCUGGUUUAUUUGAUUUUUCAGGUGAUUCUGAAACUGUUGGAAAUGAAAUUGUGAAGUGCAUUGAUUUGGCUAAAGAUGGCAUCCAUGGUGUUCUUUUAGUUCUUUCUGUUAGAAGUCGCUUUACCAGAGAACAACAAGCAGCCGUUGAGAGUUUUCAACAUUUCUUUGGUAACAAAAUUAGUGAUUACAUGGUUGUGGUAUUCACUGGUGGUGAUGAUCUUGAAGACAAUGAUGUGACUUUAGAUGAUUACUUGACAGACCGCCCUGAGCCAUUACAGGAAAUUCUUGCUAUGUGUCAAAAUAGGCAUGUGCUUUUUGACAAUAGAUCGAAAGACCCAAUUAAGAAGGCAGAUCAACUGAAAGAGCUUCUUGAACAAGUGAGUUUGGUUGUGGAAAUGAACGGUGGAAAACCUUACACAAACGAUAUUUUCAAGAAAUUGAAGGAUGAAGCUGUGAAUUUUAAUGAUCAGAAAGCAACGGUUGAUUCUUCAGCAAGACAUUCUGAGCAAGAGAAAAAGGAAUUGCAGGACGUGAUGCACAGGUCCCAUGAGGAGCAAAUUAGGCGAAUACAGGAAAUGGUAGAAUCCAAGCUCCGUGAGACCAUGCAAAGGCUAGAGAAGCAAUUAGAGGAGGAACGUGCUGCUAGGCUUGCAGGUGCACAAGAUGCAAAAGAAGCUCAGCAGAAGUCCAAGGAUCAGACUCGGGAGCUGAAAGAUCUACUUGAGAGCUCCCGCAAGGAAACUGAAGAAGCUCGGGAGAAAUCAGAGAAUGAGACUCGAGAGCUGAAACAUCAACUUGAUGACGCCCGUAGGGAAACCAAGGAGCUUCGGGAGAAAGGCUGCAAUAUUUUGUAAGUUGAAAGAUAUGUGAAACUUGUAUGUUUGGAAGUACCUUUAUGUGCUUAUGUUUUGGACUCGUUUGUUGUCUGCCUUUUUCCAUUUUGUGAAACUGAUCACGUGGCUGGAUGAUUUUCAUCAUUUCGUUUAUUCAGUACCAAUGAUCUCUUGGAUGGAUUAUGUUAUUUGUAAGAGCCUAUGUCUCGCUGGCUCUUUACUCUUGACUGAACUUUCUACCUGCCUUUGAAAUGCCAAACUAUGUAGUUUUAUUGUA
Capsicum annuum is the source of this 1771-nucleotide messenger RNA. Its product is annotated as immune-associated nucleotide-binding protein 9. Bases 436 to 1515 code for a protein of 359 amino acids. The transcript is spliced from 6 exons. Gene Ontology annotation, molecular function: GTP binding. Lineage: Eukaryota; Viridiplantae; Streptophyta; Magnoliopsida; Solanales; Solanaceae. The record is from RefSeq and is a predicted model, not a curated record.